Messenger RNA from Drosophila virilis, 4755 nucleotides. Its product is annotated as mitochondrial sodium/calcium exchanger protein. NCBI's taxonomy places the organism in Eukaryota, Metazoa, Arthropoda, Insecta, Diptera, Drosophilidae. Gene Ontology annotation, cellular component: membrane. Gene Ontology annotation, molecular function: calcium:sodium antiporter activity. The record is from RefSeq and is a predicted model, not a curated record. Gene Ontology annotation, biological process: intracellular calcium ion homeostasis; monoatomic cation transport; transmembrane transport.
UCUGAAUAAUAUAAAUUUUAGGUUUCGAAUUUAUUAAUGCAAAUUCAAUUAAAGUUAAGUACACAUAAAUUUAAACUCAAAUGUCAUGGUCACAAACCAUACUUAUAAUGCCUUGGACAGAGAAUUUGAUAUGUUUUGGUCAAGAGUCAAUUGUUAUGUUGUGCUGAAUUUUCCGUAUGAAGAUAGAUGUGAAUUUGUGAAAAAGGCUAAUUGCUUAUCCGGAACGAAUUUUGUGCCAUACAUACAGUUAUUAGCCUGUAACUUCAAUUGUAAAAAUCGAUUUGAGGAGUUUGCCUUCGUGUCCGUCUUCCUGUUGCUAUGCGUCGAGUUGCUGCUCCUUCUCGGCUAUGCGGUCCAUUAUUACUUCAGUCCAGCGUUGAAGGUCGCUACGCGGAUGCUCCACAUGAGCGAACAUCUCGCUGGCGUGACGGUAUUGACCCUUAGCAAUUCAAUGCCGAAUCUGUUUAGUAAUAUGAUGGAUCUUAAAGAAGAGGUGCCCGUAUAUGCCAAUUGCCUCUCAGAGGCAUUGUUUGUGGUAAUGUUCGUAGGGGGAUGGAUUUGUUAUAUUAGUCCGUUUAAGAUGAACUCUUCUUCAACCUUGCGCGAUCUACUCUUCUUGCUCUUAGGUGUGCUUCUUGUGGAAUAUUUAAUGCAGACAGACGGAGUAAUGACAAUGCCCGAAAUCAUCGGAAUACUAUUUUUCUUCCUUCUUUAUAUAAUCAUCAAUGUUGUCGAUGUGUAUCUCGUAAGCUUGGCCAUGAAGGCUUAUAAGAACGAAUUAGAAGAACUAAAUAGUAUGAAACAAACAGAGGAGAUUGCAGCAAAACGCGAAAUAUUGAAAAAAAAAUAUAAUUCAAUUGCAGCGGAUCACCGCGUGCAUAUAUUGAAAAGGAAGCCGACAUACAUCAGCAAUAAUUAUGAUAAGUUCAGCUUUAUAACUACACGAUCGACAGUACAUGUAACCCUUGAGAGGGACUCUGCUUCUCGCUCUGAUAUGUACAAUAUGGAUGCUAGUAGGAAUGCCAAUCUCUUUACGGACUUCUUCUGUGCAUUCCGGCCCGUUGCUUUAGCUGAUUGGCGCAAGGCUAAUAUGCUUAUGCGCAUCUUUUAUAUUGUCAGGGCUCCCGCAGUAAUAGUAUGUGUGAUAUAUAUACCUUUGGUAGAUUACGAGUUGGAUAAAAAUGGCUGGAGCAAGCUCCUGAAUUGCCUGCAUAUUGUCAUUAAUCCGGCGAUCACAAUCAUAUUUGGAAAGGCUUUGAUGUUCAGAGAUAGGUCGAGGCUCUGGUAUUACAAUAUACCUGAUGAUUGCAUAUACGGCUUUUACUCGUUUGCAAUAACAAUUCCAAUUGCUAUUUUUACGUUUUGGCACUCGAGAACCAGUGCCCCGCCAGCAUAUCAUUGGUUAUAUAUAAUCAUGAAUCUGACUGGAUCUAUGUUUUUGACUUUUCACUGUGCCUGUGAAAUUUCUCUGAUAAUGGAUGUUUGUGGUCACAUAUUAAAGGUUCCGUCCGACUUCAUGGGUGUAACAGUAAAAGCCGUUGCCGACUCUAUUCCUGAUCUGAUAGUCAAUACUUCGAUGGCUUUGCUUGGGUAUGAAAAAAUGGCCUAUGCAGCAUCAAUUGGAAGUUCUUUCUGCGCUUUAAUUCUGACUACAAGCACUGUGAUGGCAGCCAAGAGUCUCACCGGCAAAAUUGUUACGGCUAGCAGUAUGACCGGAAGGUAUGGUGAUAAUGCGUAUAUCCUGAUAAUUCUUGGUAUUCUUUCAACUCUGCUGUGGACAGCGUUGUUAAAUUUCAAUGCUCGCCGUUCUGUUGGCUUAUUUUCAAUGUUCAUCUAUCUGCUCUAUCUAAUUUUUGUGGUACUUAUUAGAGCCGGAAUUAUCCAUCAAUUCGCAUAUGACAGCUUUCUCUCCGAUGCCUAUGAACCCUAGAAUGAGCGGUGUGUGCAUGUUCGUCAGCAAAACAUAUCAUAUAAAUUCAACCAGUAUAUAAUUUUAAAUAAACUAGAAUUACAUAAUACAAAAUAUUUGCAUUUUUCUAAGCAACUACAGUUGAGCGUGGUCGACAACAAAGUCCCCUGUAGAUCUCACUUAGUCAACAAAAUAAUUUGAAUUUUAGCCGCGUAGCCCUAUAAAAUUUCAAUAAAUGACAUUCAAAUGUACGAAAUGUACCAAAUCUCAAGAUUCGGUUCACUUUUAAGGCAAGGAGCGGAAGUUAUUCGAAUAGUGAAAUCUGUCUCAUCUCCGAGAGUUAUUCACUUAUAAUAUUGAGUGUGGUAUAGGAGCAUAUAUAUUUCGAGGCUUUAACAUUGGUAGACGCAGAGGGUAAGGGGUUUUUAUAGUUCUACUUCUGCCAAAAAUAAAACUUUAUUGAAAAGCACAGCAUGAACUGAUCGGACUGACGAUGAGUUGACAGAACACUACCGUAUGGGAAUAUAUUUUAAAAAAAUUAAUGUAAUUAGUGAAUAAACGAAUCGACUUACGCGACAUACUCAUACCAUAAAAGUCAUUUAAGUUAUAUUAAAUGCUUGUCCUAUAUUUUGUUUAUACAGCAACUAUAUUCUGUUUACCUUUGCCGAAAAGAUAAAGUGCUUGGCAACUUGUGUAAAGCAGAUUUUUGUGAAUGCAGCAAAUGAAAAUGUUUUCAGGUGCAAAAUAUUUUAUAAUCUUACAAAAUUGUUGCAUUCACUUAUUAUUGAAGCUUCGUUAAUGAAAAGAAUUGUGUGAAUUUAUUUGUUUUAUUUUGGGUUAUCAAUAAAUUGACUUUCAAAUUUGCUAGUAGCUUUUGGCUAAAUCAGCAAAACAACUGCAACUGAACGAGUUUUCCCUGAACACAGAAAAAUAACAAUGCCAUGGAGAAGCUGAAAGCAAUUUCCAAACAACUUAGAAAACAAACAGCAACAGCGAAAUAAAAAAAAAAUUGAGAGAUAGACAUUCGAAAAUAUUUCCUGGUAAACAACAGCUGAAACUCCAACUGCAGCUCGAACCGUAAGUGCAACUGCGACUGCAGUUGCAAUUGCUCAGUUGAGCCAGGGAAAUAAUUGUAAUUGACACUGGAAAUGUUGCUGCUGCUCUUUGGGAUGCUGAUUAUACAGUCUUCUUGGCCUUCGAGUCAUCAGUUUGCCGUGUGAUGACGCGUCAUUUUGUCAUGGUUUAGUAAGUUUCAUUUAAUUGCCCCCGCCUGGAGGGGGUUACAGCUCUUGCUCGGUGCGAAACAUCCAAAGUUCAUUUGCGCAGUCUCUAAUGCAAAUAAUAGAAUUUCAUUAAAUUAACAAACGACACGCAAAAUUCAUCUUACAUUCAGACAAAGUCCAACUACAGCUCCGACUCCGCAAAGCGAAGUAAUUAAUUGAUGAGCAGCCAUAGGAAUUAACCCCUCAGUCCCCUCAGAUGGCAAAUAGCUUAAAGUGGCUGCGUUAAAUGACGACUUUUGUACGUGCAAUGUCAUAGGCCAUUAGCUGGCUGGCUGAGUUUGGCGCUCGCCCCAGCUACGCACUUUAUAGUUGGCCACAUUUGUGGGUCACAUGCAACAGUUUGUACGCAGCCCAACCUCGUUACUAUCAACGGGCUUUCAACGUUCCGAAUCGAUAAAAUUGUGUGUGCUUGUGUGUGUCUGGUUUCUGGGUGUGCUUGGAAGGCUCUUAAAACAAUUCAAGCCAGCAAUUAGUUUGCACGAGCAGUUGCCUACAUUUCUCCGUGGCUAUCAAACAGCGUAUAAUUCGUAUGACGUGCCACCGCUUGAUGUUGACUUGCGCCUAUUUAUAGGCGAUACUUUUUCAACUGCAUCAUUCACUGCGUGCCACAACCACACUCGCGACGACCUUGAGUGCCACUGUACAAAACGCUUUGACUUGAUCUUGAUUAUGACAUGUUAUUUCGUUUUAAAUAAGCAGGCCAAUGGCAGAGGCUUAUAAAUAAUAAUAAAUUGCAAAAUAACUAAAUGCGGUUAAGACAAUAAUCCUUUAGUGCAAAACACAUAGAGGGAACAUCAGGCUGCUUUAUUUUUGUUGUGCCUAUGGCCCGGUAAGAAACCUUCUUGCUGACUUGACGAAAAUGGUUAGGCCCAGCGGGGCCAAAUCGGACGACUAACCAAUUCUUAAAAUAAUAUGCGGAUGGCAUACUCACCAAGGCAGUCACAUAUGUCGGAUAGAGGUUUUCACAUUCUGUCUCUUCUCCUGUCUCUGGAGAUUAUUGUUUCUGCUGAAGUGUAGGAGUUUCAUACCAAGUUCUCAACUUCAAUAGUCGACAGGCCGACAGACAUGCAGCAGCCAAGGAUGUCAGUCGCAAUCCAAGCCGCUUGCUCACGUUAGCCAGAAUGGGCAGGAUCCAUAUGACUGCCAUUGAGCGGUGUUGGGUUUGGUUUCGAGCUGCCACCGAGCCGCUGAUGGGCUUGCUUUUGAUGGUGUGAAAUGACAGCACCUUAAUAUGAGCUUACGGGCGUGACGGCCUAGAUUGAUAGGUUCUUUAAAGUUUCUGUUCAAUUCAUAAUCGGUUAAGCCGCUUGCCAGACUGUAUCAUCCGUGAAACCCAAUUAUUAAGACUGGUUAACGGUAUGUAAUUAAUGUAAUCGUAUUAUUUCGACUACAAUUCAUAAGGUUUUCGAUGAAUAUCAAAGCAAUAAUACAAUAGGCCAAUCAGCUGAUCACAACUUUUUAUCGCACUCAUAUUUUGCAUAUAUUUUUGUUGUUUACUUAAUUGAGAAUCUUGUUGCUAAAUUUAUCAGUUUUACCAAGUAAAAGUAUCGAAGUAUCAAAGUA